AUGAGACCGCCGGUCCCGGAUGUCGCGUUGCGUAGGGCCCGCAAGGCCUCCAUCGAACAGCAGUGGAUCGACCCCCGCAAUACUGCCCCCGCGACCUUCUUCCUGGCCCGCAGUCGUGAUCACGAUGCGGACGAGGAGCUCUCUCCUGAUGAGUCGGUUCCUUCGAGGGAUAGUAUGUAUGGUGUACAAAGCCUCGAAGAAGCCGUUCACGAUGUCAAUCUCUCUGGUUCCGAGUGCGAGCCCUAUCUUUCGGGUGGAAACCAUGAUUCCACGACUCCGAUCGGACAACAACAACUACAACCGCCUCCCCACGAUCAUCUAGAUAAUGGUCUUAACGGUGCUACCUCACUGCCUCGCCGCAAGUCAACCCUCAAACCAAGCGAUUUACUCAAUGCUAGCAGAUUCGAAAUUUCCUUACCAUCUUCCGACCGCACUUCCCCCCGACCAUUGACGCCCUCGAACCUCAGCAACCCAGAUGAUCCAUCCUUUUCUCUUCCCAGCAGUCCCAAGUCAUUCUCCAAUCAGUCCCUGAGGCAUCUUGAUGACAUCUCGAUCACCGAUGAUGCAAGCAGUGAGGUUGUCGCGUCAGGAGAAGAAGACAAUGAUUUCCCCACGCCGUGCAAUGUAUGCCUUGAUAGCGCAUCUCAGUUGGUUAUGCCAAGUAUCAGGAUGCCCAGUCGAAGGCCUUUUACAGAUCGAGGGAAGUCAUUGGGCCGUCUGAAGGUGCUAAUAGCAGGUGCUUCUGGCACUGGGAAAACCUCUCUCAUCAAAUCUAUUGUUCAAGCGUGCGAAGAUAUCGUUCACGUCGACCCCUUUCCCUCCCUUUCCCCCUCGACAUCGUCCCGCUCACCUGGCUCUUCAACCCGACCCUCUCAGACACACAGGCAAACUGACAUCAUUGUACAAUAUAUUCGUCAACAGCUUCUCCGAGCGAUGACGUCCCUAAACUCGGCCAAUCAUGAUUUCCAGAAUAUGCUCGCGGGUAAUGGUGGUGCCCAGGUUGACGCUGUCUUAUACCUCAUCUCCGAGGAUAUUGAAUCUAUCCGGAAGCUAUGCGAUUGGACAAACGUCAUACCCGUCGUAUCUAAAUCAGAUCUCUUGUCAUCCAGUCGAGUCUCGGCCCUCAAAUCCACAUUUCAUAAGCAAGCCCAAGAGGCCAACAUCAAACUUUUCCUUUUCGGGGAUGCAUCCCUCGGCAAAGUCGACGGGCUCAGUGCUCAGUGUCCUUUUGCAGUUUCGUCCGCUAAGUCCGACGAUGAUGACGUUAUGGACGCCAGCACCUUGAUGAGCCCGGACUACGCCCAGCCUUUGAUGGCGUCCGAAUUAAUGCUCCUAGUCCAGAUGUUAUUUGACCGAGAAAACAUAGCCUGGAUGCGACAUUUAUCUGCCAAGAAGCUUGCCCUACGGCAACAAGAGCAGUUCUACUGGCAGCAGGAUAAUCUACCAAAUGGCGCCCUUCCCGAUGUUCACACUUUACGAGGCGGCCCCUCUAGUUAUACCAUGGCUCGAAUAUCCGACUAUACUCGUCACGAAGAGAGGUUAGCCCGGGUACAGCUGGCAAAGUGGGCAUCUGACCUUCAGCAAAGCCUACGUAAUGAACGAGAACGAUACGCUACCAUAGCAAGGGGGGAUCGUGCUGUCUGGCUCACGGAGCGACUGGGCGAGUGUGUUAUAGAUGGUUCGUUGGUACCUAUCUCACAGACUCCUGGCUUCUGUGGUCUCCGUGUACCUGUGGAAAAAGCAGGCGGUGGUCUUCUAGUUCGGACACAAAACGGAAAGAUGGUAGAAUGCCGCAUUGCACGUAUAAGCCCUCAUGAUCCCCUGGGUCUAGUUUGGUGGUCUGAGGAUCUCAAGCGACGGGGUUGGACCAUUAUCCAAAUUGAUUGA
Aspergillus pseudonomiae is the source of this 1887-nucleotide messenger RNA. RefSeq lists its product as uncharacterized. Lineage: Eukaryota; Fungi; Ascomycota; Eurotiomycetes; Eurotiales; Aspergillaceae. The record is from RefSeq and is a predicted model, not a curated record. The coding region runs from base 1 to 1887 and encodes 628 amino acids. Gene Ontology annotation, biological process: cytoskeleton-dependent cytokinesis. The transcript is spliced from 5 exons. Gene Ontology annotation, cellular component: cell division site; septin complex; septin ring. Gene Ontology annotation, molecular function: GTP binding; molecular adaptor activity; GTPase activity.